UCCUUACGCUUUCUCUUCUGGUUAGGCCUUGACUGCACGCUCUGUUUGAUUCGAUUUUCGCUCGAGGAAGAUAGAUCUGCGAGGCUGCAAGCUCGAGUGAUUAGCAAUGGGAGUUCCCGCGUUCUAUCGGUGGUUAGCUGAGAAGUAUCCAAUGGUGGUGGUGGAUGUAAUCGAGGAAGAACCUGUGGUUAUAGACGGUGUUAAGAUUCCGGUGGAUACGAGUAAACCUAACCCUAACAACAUUGAAUACGAUAAUUUGUAUCUCGACAUGAACGGGAUUAUUCAUCCUUGCUUCCACCCCGAAGACAGGCCUUCCCCAACCUCUUUCGAUGAGGUAUUCCAGUGCAUGUUUGACUACAUUGAUAGAUUGUUUGUGAUGGUGAGACCUCGAAAGUUGCUAUACAUGGCAAUUGAUGGUGUUGCUCCUCGGGCUAAAAUGAAUCAGCAACGAUCUAGGCGAUUUAGAGCAGCUAAAGAUGCAGCUGAUGCGGCAGCUGAGGAAGAGAGGCUAAGAGAGGAGUUUGAGAGGGAGGGCAGAAACCUACCACCUAAAGAGGGCUCACAGGUUUUUGAUUCCAAUGUUAUCACUCCUGGAACUGAGUUUAUGGCUGUUCUGUCAAUUGCACUGCAGUACUACAUUCAUCUUAGACUAAAUUAUGAUCCUGGCUGGAAAAAAAUUAAGGUUAUCCUUUCUGAUGCAAAUGUUCCUGGUGAAGGGGAACACAAGAUUAUGUCAUACAUUCGUCUUCAGAGAAAUCUUCCUGGUUACAAUCCAAAUACACGCCAUUGCCUGUGUGGUUUGGAUGCAGAUCUGAUUAUGUUGGCUUUGGCUACCCAUGAAGUUCAUUUUUCAAUUCUUAGAGAGAUUGUUUUUACGCCUGGCCAACAAGAUAAAUGCUUCCUAUGUGGUCAAAUGGGCCAUUUAGCAGCAGAUUGUGAAGGAAAGGCGAAGAGGAAGUCAGGGGAGUUUGAUGAGAAAGGUGAUGAGAAUGUUGUGGUAAAAAAGCCAUACCAGUUUCUCAAUAUUUGGACACUUAGAGAGUAUCUGGAAUAUGAAAUGAGAAUUCCUAACCCACCAUUUAAGAUUGAUUUGGAAUGCAUUGUGGAUGAUUUUAUAUUCAUGUGUUUCUUUGUUGGCAAUGAUUUUUUGCCACAUAUGCCCACAUUGGAGAUUCGCGAGGGUGCAAUCAACUUGCUGAUGGCAGUAUACAAGAAGGAAUUUAGGACAAUGGAUGGGUAUCUGACCAAUGCAAGCAAGCCAAAUUUGAGCAGGGUGGAGCAUUUCAUUCAAGCAGUGGGAUCAUAUGAAGAUAAAAUAUUCCUCAAAAGAGCACGUUUGCACCAGCGGCAGUCAGAAAGAAUAAAGCGGGAAAAGGCACAGGCGAGAAGGGGAGACGAUGUAGCGCCUCAAGUUCAACCUGAUUCUUUGGUUCCAGUUGCUAGAUUUCGUGGUUCUCGUCUUGCUUCUGCUCCUUCACCUUCGCCAUUUCAGCAGAGUUUAGAGAGCUCAAUUUCUUUUAGUAAAGAAAACCAGCAUGGACGGACUGCAGAUGGUCGGGCCCAUAAAGUUACUCGUUUUUCUUCAUCAGCUAGUGUUGGUGCUGCCAUUGUUGAAGCAGAGAACAGUCUGGAAAUAGAAGUAAACGAAAAUAAGGAAGAAUUGAAAACUAAGCUUAAGGAGAUACUUCGCGAGAAGAAUGAUGUUUUUAACUCAAAAAAUCCAGAAGAAGACAAGGUAAAAUUGGGAGAACCAGGGUGGAAGGAAAGGUAUUAUGAAGAAAAAUUUUCUGUAAAAACUCCUGAGGAACUUGAAAACAUACGGAAAGAUGUUGUUUUGAGGUACACUGAAGGGCUAUGUUGGGUCAUGCACUAUUACUAUGAAGGAGUUUGUUCUUGGCAGUGGUUUUAUCCCUAUCAUUAUGCACCCUUUGCUUCUGAUCUCAAAGAUCUAGAUCAGAUGAACAUUGAAUUUGAACUGGGCUCCCCAUUCAAACCAUUCGAUCAGCUUAUGGGAGUUUUUCCUGCUGCAAGUGCCCAUGCUCUUCCUGUGCAUUAUAGAAAGUUGAUGACUGAUCCAAAUUCACCUAUUAUUGAUUUUUACCCUACUGAUUUUGAAGUGGACAUGAAUGGAAAGCGGUAUGCAUGGCAGGGUAUUGCAAAGUUGCCCUUCAUUGAUGAGGCUCGCCUUCUUGUGGAGGUCAAAAAGAUUGAACAUACGCUAACGGAGGAGGAAGCAAGGAGAAACAGUAUGAUGUUUGACAUGCUUUUUGUGUUAUCAUCUCAUUCUCUUGCUGAGAGUAUAUAUUUACUUGAUAAUCACUAUAAACAAUUAACGGACAAAGAACGAGUUGAAGUCAAGGAACGUGUUAAUCCUGAGUUAAGGGCUACAUGCAGUGAUGGGAUGAAUGGCUACAUAUCCCCUUGCUCUGGAGAUACUCAUCCUCCUAUAUUCAGGUCUCCGGUUGCAGGGAUGGAAGACAUUUUGGACAAUGAAGUCGUAUGUGCUAUAUACAGGCUCCCUGACCCACAUAAACACAUAACCCGACCACCUGUUGGGGUCAUAUUCCCUAAGAAGAUGGUAAAUGCAGGGGAUCUGAAACCUGAACCUGUUCUGUGGCAUGAAGAUUCUGGGAGGAGGCCUUGGGAAAGUGAAAGGCAUAACCCCCCUGGAACUGUCUCUGGCCGUCAGCUUGGGGAAGCAUCACAUCGACUUGUCGUUAAUAGUUUACAAUUAAAGGUAGAUCGCAAUGGUUAUGCCAAUCAUUUUCAUGCCUCACCACCACCUUAUGCUGCUGCUGCUCAUGUUACAUCACACUAUUCCUAUACAAAUGGGUUGCAUGAUCCUGGAAGACAUGGAAAUGUGCAGCCUAGAAGGGAUUAUUCUCAUGCUGGUCAACAUAGGUCUUCAAAUCUUACUCACUAUAACCGAGGUUCCGGUCAGCCCUAUGGUUCUUCAGGUGCCAACCCCCAUUAUAAUGGGUUUAAUCCUCAAUAUGAAAGAGAUAACCGAUCAAGUGGACAGCAUUCAAGGCAGGUUUAUCACCCACCAGAAUUUCAUCAGAAUAGUGGACCACAGCACCGCCAUGGUUCCAUUACUCAAAUAUCAUCUGGGGCCACUGCCUAUGGUUUUCAAGGUGGUUAUGAUGGCUAUCAGAGCCAUCAAUCACCUGGAGUUGGUAGUCAACAGUGGGGUGAUGGUUUCCCUCCUCUGGUUGAUCAGAAUGUUCCUAGGGGUUAUAAUCACCACCAACAAGGGGGUAACAGAUAUUCUGCAUUAGACUCAAGAGGAGGUAGGAUGCCACCAUCUGGUGCCGGUGGUCCUAGUAGGAGGCCGCCACAGCAUUUAACUCAUGGUGGAGCAAAUAGGAGGCCAAUGCAGCCGCCACCUGGUGGAGCUGGUGGGUUUCACCAGCCACCACCUCAUAGUUAUGGAAAUAGGGGGCCUAGGCCUCCACCUGGUAAGAGGCCACCAGCUGCUGGGUAUGGCCACCGAUAGAAUUAUUUAUCAUCACAGGAAGCAUACCUUCAAAGCUGUAAAAUGGUUAGUUUUUGUUGGUUUGUCAUUCGUCAUUUCAUUACAACAUCUUUCUAGGUUUAGCCAUUUCUUGUAUUUUUUUUUAAGUGUGUUGUAUUCUUCUAAGUGGCACUGGUCGAUUCUUCAUGAUAGACAGUUAAGUCCUUAUGCGUACCUCUUAACACAUGCCUCAACGAAUUCCGAAGAGCAAUUGAUUGGUUCGAUAAA
Molecule: messenger RNA, 3742 nt
Organism: Hevea brasiliensis (rubber tree)
Lineage: Eukaryota; Viridiplantae; Streptophyta; Magnoliopsida; Malpighiales; Euphorbiaceae
Product: 5'-3' exoribonuclease 3
Exons: 23
Coding region: 107-3496 (1129 amino acids)
Biological process (GO): nuclear-transcribed mRNA catabolic process
Cellular component (GO): nucleus
Molecular function (GO): 5'-3' RNA exonuclease activity; RNA binding; zinc ion binding
Source: RefSeq, a predicted model, not a curated record